AUGAGUGUGCAAAGAACGCCGCCUAGGUUUACAUUGGCAAGCGACAGCGAGAGCGGUAGCGGAUCGGUCCCAAACUUAUCCACGCUCAGCGAUGAGGACUUAUACGCUAACAUUAAUUCAAGAAAGCGGAAACAGCGUACGGAAGAAAAUGAUUAUAAAAAAGACUUCAUGGACUUCCGCGCGGAAAUGAUGAACUUCCUAAACAAUUUUGGCAAGACACAAACCGAAAACCUGAACCAAAUUAAAGAACAAAUAUUGGAUUUAAAGAACGAAAUAAAGACCAUAAAAAUAUCUUCAGAAAAAUUUGCAGAACAGCUCGAACGUGCGAAUACGGAUAUCGAAAAUAUCAAAACCAAAACAACCGCUACGGAGGUCAAAAUAAAACAUAUAGAAACCGAAAUAUCUCAGAUUAAAAAUCAACAAAAUACAAAAUGUUCGACUCUGAAAUCGCCAGUCGAGUGUCACGAGAAUCUCAUCCUAGAACUCAAGGACCGAUACGAUCGCGAGAAGAAUAUUGUGAUAGUGGAGUAUAAAUUGUUCUUUACAUUAUUUAUUUGCAUCAGUUCUGGAAUUUUACCAGAUUCGGUCACUACCGUGUUGUCUCUGAACAUGUUCACUUUAAUAGCUUGUGUUACUCUGCUGUCUACAGCGGCUGCGUUUCCGUCGUCUGAUAAACUAGCUGCCCCAAAUCCGGUUGAUUGUGGAGGAGGAUAUAAAAGCUAUGGAGGAGGCAACUGCUAUAAAUUGUAUGAUGUAUACGUCCCAUGGAAUGAAGCAAAAAGCAAGUGUGCUGAAAACGGAGCUUAUUUAGCCGUCAUCAAGACUCAGGAGGAAGCAGUGACAAUCAAGGAAAUUGUCUCUGAUCAGUCUGGUUGGGCUUAUACCUGGAUUGGACUCAGUGAUAAAGAUGGAAACAAUGACUGGCGCAGUGUUAGCGGUACUAGCGUCAAUGAUUUAUACCACACCUGGUCUUCAGCGGCAACAUUGAAGAACCGCUGUGGAACUGUCACACAUCUGGCGGAAUUAGAAGAUAUGCCUUGCGAUACUGAAAAACUUGCAUACAUAUGUGAAAAGUCGAAUUAA
Molecule: messenger RNA, 1083 nt
Organism: Arctia plantaginis
Lineage: Eukaryota; Metazoa; Arthropoda; Insecta; Lepidoptera; Erebidae
Source: the annotation of a GenBank genome assembly